Molecule: messenger RNA, 1222 nt
Organism: Aspergillus heteromorphus CBS 117.55
Lineage: Eukaryota; Fungi; Ascomycota; Eurotiomycetes; Eurotiales; Aspergillaceae
Exons: 3
Coding region: 318-902 (194 amino acids)
Source: RefSeq, a predicted model, not a curated record
CCCUCUUUCCCUCUUCCACUCUUCCACUCUUCCACUCUUCAUCUUCCACUCUUCCACUCUUUCCCUCUUUCCCUCCCUCCGUCCCAAAAUAGAUCGGCGUGAUCCGUCCAUGACGCCAUCCGGGGUCCUUCGUACUUCCUGAUUCUUACUCUUACUCGAUCCUGAUAUCACCCGGGGUGAGGGGGGGUGUGCCCCUCGCCUGUACUUUAUAGAUCUGCUCCCAACACGAGUCCCUCCUGUCCUCGCAUCUGCAGGCCCUGCAGCAGGUCCAAGGCCAGGUCCCGUCCGACGGAGACGCCUUCCGCCUCGUGUCUCACAUGCUGGAGAAGACCACUCGCCUGGUCGCCCAGUUCCACGUCCUGAAGCGACAGAUCGUACAGAUGCCCCAACCAGCUGCUGCCGGCUUCAAACCCCACCAGAAGACCCCCGGCCAGAGCUCGGACGACUCAACCUCAACCUCAACUCAUCGGUCAAACGAGCUUCCUGGCCGACCCAAGUCCCGGCCCCAACCCCCCCUGGACAGCUUGAAGCGCGCACGCCAGAGUGACGAUGAAUCGGACCAGGAUGUCCCCGUACCAGAAAGCAGCGAGCCCAGGACGCACCCUGUGACGCAGAACCAGAGCCCCCCCCCACGCUCCCAGAAACGAAAACGGCUCGACCGAAUUAUCGCCGGUGCGGAUGAAGAAGUACGCGACGUCACGCCCCUGUCCGUCGAGACCGAGGACAUCUCGGAGGAAGUCCAGCGACGCCUGGAGAUCAAGGACAAGCAGCGGAAGAAACGCAGUGCCUCCAAGGUCGACAAGCGGAAGAGAGACAGCAUGAACUCCAACGGAAGUACCUCCUCGCCCGGGACAGUGACGAAGCACCUCAAGAAGAAGGCCAGACUUGGGACGGGGAGGUGAGGGAGUAGUCGGGGCCGUCGAUGGCAUCUCUGACAGGCACGGCGUGAGGAUGCAAGGGGUCAAGCUUUGAAUGCCACUUUGCUUGCGUCAAAUGCUCUCACUUCUUUCUGGGGAGGGAUGUUCCUGGCCUAUCGAUGGGCCUUGACGGGAGGUCAGCAGCUCACACAGCCCUUGAUUUGGCUUUUUUGGAUAGUCCCUUGACAGCCGUUUCCUGGCCUCUCACUGGCCAGCCCUAUGUACCAUAUGCUCCAACCUUAUGUUCUGCUGUACCUGACCGUCUCGCUCAACCCUGGUUCCGCCCCUGGUUGUGGUCUAUACUU